CAACUGUGUUGCCAAAGCCCAUACAAACUAUUAAUAAAGGUGUCUAUUGAUAACAAAUUAAAAUACUUAACUAUUUAUUGUUGUAUUGGUUCUCAGCAAGCGGGUUCGAUCCAAUUAUUCGCUGAUUAUGAUAAAAGUAUUGGUAACUACUUUGUGGAUGCUGAUGGCAAUGAAUUUUUGGAUGCAUUCACCCAAAUCUCAUCAAUUCCUAUUGGAUAUAACCACCCUGAAUUACUUACUGCAUUCAACGAUGAACACAAUCUGAAAGCUUUAGUAAAUCGACCAGCAUUAGGAGUAUUCCCUUCAAAGGAUUGGCCCGAGAAAGUAAAAAGUGUAUUGUUAUCAGUUGCACCUCAGGGCCUGAAUAAUAUUUCGACAAUGAUGUGUGGCUCUUGCUCCAAUGAAAAUGCGUAUAAAGCAGUAUUUAUGUGGUACCGUACCAAGGAGCGUAAUGGAAAAAUUGAUUUUACACCUGAGGAAAUGGAAUCUUGUAUGUUGAAUCAAGCGCCUGGAGCACCAAAACUCUCAAUAAUGUCUUUUAAGGGCAGUUUCCACGGACGCACUUUUGGUGCUUUGUCUACGACCAGGUCUAAACCGAUCCACAAAUUGGACUGCCCAGCUUUUGAUUGGCCUGUGGCUCCAUUCCCGAGAUACAAAUAUCCUUUAUCAGAGUUUGAAUCGGAGAAUCGACAAGAAGAUGAGAAAUGUCUAGAGCAAGUGGCUGAUGUCAUUCACACUUACAAGAAAAAAGCCAAUCCCGUGGCUGGGAUAAUAGUCGAGCCCAUACAAUCAGAGGGCGGGGAUUACGAGGCUUCUCCUAAGUUCUUUCAAAAUCUUCAAAAAAUAUGCAAAGAGAAUGGCGUUGCCUUGAUUGUCGAUGAAGUACAGACAGGAUGCGGACCUACCGGCAAGAUGUGGUGUCACGAACAUUUCGAUCUGCCCUCUCCUCCAGACGUUGUUACGUUCAGCAAGAAAAUGCUGACAGGUGGAUUCUUCUUUAAUUCUGACUUCAGGGCUCCACAGGCGUACCGUAUAUUCAACACAUGGAUGGGAGACCCAGGAAAAUUAAUUCUUUUGGAGCGAGUUUUGAACGUCAUCAAAAAAGAAAACCUUUUGAAUUUGGUCUCAGAAACUGGGAAUGUUCUUAAAGGUGGCCUUCACGAUCUUGAAAAAGAAUUCCCUAAUCUGAUGAACAGCGUGCGCGGUCGCGGAACAUUCUUGGCUUUCAAUUCAUGCAGUACUGAGAUGCGAGAUAAGAUUAAUAAUAAUCUAAAGACAAAUGGUAAGUUCUGUUGUUAUUGCCAUUAUAACCUAAGAUAACAGCUAAAGUAUGUU
Molecule: messenger RNA, 1335 nt
Organism: Ostrinia furnacalis (Asian corn borer)
Lineage: Eukaryota; Metazoa; Arthropoda; Insecta; Lepidoptera; Crambidae
Gene: Gabat
Product: 4-aminobutyrate aminotransferase
Exons: 6
Biological process (GO): GABA catabolic process
Cellular component (GO): mitochondrion
Molecular function (GO): pyridoxal phosphate binding; transaminase activity
Source: RefSeq, a predicted model, not a curated record